AUGAUUCCGAGCGAAGCUUCUCAAACGAGAUCCGUAGUUCAAACAAACUCUACGGUUGACGAAGAAUCACCUCUCCUCCGCAACGAUCAGACCAAAAGCCUCCCUAGACAAUUCUCCGAUAAUGUCGCCAUUGACAACGAACCCUCAAAUGGAUACCUCAUUCUCGUUCUUGGAAGUGUCUAUAUUGGUGUCUUCCUGGCUGCCCUCGACACCACCAUCGUGGCCACUCUCUCCGUUCCCAUCUCCAACAACUUUGAAUCUCUACAUCUCCUCUCGUGGCUUGGUUCAUCGUACCUUAUCGCCAGCGCGGCAUGCCAACCUCUCUCCGGUCGGCUGACUGAUAUCUUCUCACGUCGAUCCGGACUCAUUGUUUCUAAUAUACUCUUCGCCACGGGGAACUUAAUGUGUGGUCUGGCCACGUCCGAGUGGACUAUCUUGGCUGGCCGUGUUGUUGCCGGAAUGGGCGGCGGUGGCUUAAAUGCCAUCAGCGCUUUUGUCGCCAGCGAUCUUGUGCCUCUGAGGAAACGAGGAGUUGUUCAAGGAGCCGGCCACAUCUGUUAUGGCGUCGGAGCGGGACUUGGCGGGCUGUUUGGCGGUUGGGUGAAUGAUAUCUGGGGAUGGAGGACGGCAUUCAGCCGAGUUCCCCUGAUUGCGAUUUCAGGGACACUGGUCGCUUUAACUCUCCGGACACUGCCCAGACCAAAUAGCAAGUCAAGACUAUCGAGGGUAGACUUCUCGGGUGCUUUUACUCUCUGCCUCACCCUAGUUCUACUCCUACUCGGCCUCAACUCGGGUGGGAAUCUCGUUGAGUGGACACAUCCGCUUGUUCUGGUCUCUUUGUCCCUUUCGCUUGCCGCUGCGGCAGUGUUCGUUUGGGUUGAAACAAAAUGGGCCAAAGAACCCAUCAUCCCGAUGCAACUUCUCCUGGAUCGGACCGUUCUGGCGGCCUGUGGAAUGAACUGGCUCAUAACCAUGGUCUUAUUCAUGGCCACGUACUACGUUCCUAUCUUUUUCCAGGUGAAUGGGUCUUCCACCACGGCAUCCGGGCUGCGUCUCCUGCCACAGAGCGUGGGCACCUCAAUAGGCUCGCUUGGAUGUGGCUUCGUCAUGAAGCGUACAGGCAAAUACUACACCUUGGCCCUCAUCGUCGUUGCCUGCUCUGUCCUUGGAUUCGCUGGCCUUGGCACCAUGACUUUUGACACACCUACCCUUCCGGCCUUCCUAUACCUCGGCCUAGUUGGAGUAGGCUAUGGUGGUAUGUUGUCUGUAUCACUGAUUGCUACCAUCGCUGCUGUAUCACACCAGGAUCAAGCUGUGGCUACGUCAGCCAUCUAUGCUUUUCGGUCUACCGGCUCCACGAUUGGUGUUACUAUCGCCUCGGCAGUCUACCAAAAUCUGCUCAUGGACGGUUUGCACAAGCGCUUUGAUGGUCGUGAAGGAGCUGCGGAGGUCAUAAACCGCAUUCGUAACUCUUUGGACGAACUAAAGCACCUACCAGAGGGCUGGAGUGAGGGAGUAUAUGCGGCAUUUGGCGUUGCGCUGCGUGCAGUGUUCCUCACCGGGCUGGGCUUUGCAGCGCUAGGACUGCUGACGACAGCUUUUAUGAGGGAGCACAAGUUGCAUAGUACCAUCAGCCGUGAAGAUGAUGAUGAGUAA
This is a messenger RNA of Pochonia chlamydosporia 170, 1656 nucleotides long. Its product is annotated as MFS multidrug transporter. Gene Ontology annotation, biological process: transmembrane transport; basic amino acid transport. The transcript has a single exon. The record is from RefSeq and is a predicted model, not a curated record. Lineage: Eukaryota; Fungi; Ascomycota; Sordariomycetes; Hypocreales; Clavicipitaceae. The coding region runs from base 1 to 1656 and encodes 551 amino acids. Gene Ontology annotation, cellular component: fungal-type vacuole membrane. Gene Ontology annotation, molecular function: basic amino acid transmembrane transporter activity.